AUGGCAACGCCACCAUCAACUCAACCACAAGACCCCCAACAAUUGCCUCCUCCUCCCCUCAAAGUCGACCUCGAGGGACAAACCAAACAAGCCCUCAAGCAAGAGAUUGAGGUCGUAGACUUCUCGAAACGUGCUCAAUGGCUUCGCGCCACCGUGCUGGGCGCAAAUGACGGGCUACUCUCGCCGGUGUCACUCAUGAUGGGUGCCGGUGCUGUCCACAAGGACGUCAAGACCAUGGCGAUAACUGGGGUGGCGGAGCUAAUCGCCGGGGCCUGUAGCAUGGCCAUUGGGGAGCUUGUAUCCAUGUACUCGCAGUACGACAUCGAGGUGGCUCAGAUGAAGAGAGAGGACAAAAACGGAUCCUUAGGAAUCGAAGAGAUGGAUGCGAGGAAAGAGAAGCUGCCAAGCCCAUGGAAGGCGGUAGGGGCAUCGGCACUGGCCUUUGCAGUGGGGGCGCUGGUGCCACUCCUAGCAGCUGUGUUCAUAAAGGGGUACCAGGUGAGUUUGGUGGUGGUGACAGUGGCGGUGAGCAUGGCGUUGGUUGGAUUCGGCGGGCUGAGCACGGUGCUGGGAAAGCACCAAUGGUGA
Syzygium oleosum is the source of this 588-nucleotide messenger RNA. RefSeq names its product vacuolar iron transporter homolog 1-like. The transcript has a single exon. Gene Ontology annotation, biological process: intracellular manganese ion homeostasis. Bases 1 to 588 code for a protein of 195 amino acids. The record is from RefSeq and is a predicted model, not a curated record. NCBI's taxonomy places the organism in Eukaryota, Viridiplantae, Streptophyta, Magnoliopsida, Myrtales, Myrtaceae. Gene Ontology annotation, molecular function: manganese ion transmembrane transporter activity; iron ion transmembrane transporter activity. Gene Ontology annotation, cellular component: membrane.